GGAAAUUGACGUUUGACGUUUCCUUUGAGGUUAAAAUUAAUAAAAAGCCAGUUCUUCAAGAUUGAAUAGUUAUGUUCAUAUAAUCAUAUCGGUAUACCAAAACUAAUUGUUCAAAAUUUUAUUUCACUUCUGAAAUCAUUUCUGAACAUCAACAUCGUUUCGAAUAUGCCUGCAGCAGUAACAGAUGUGGUCAAGCCUUCUGAUCACUCAGAAGAGAUGUGGAAAGUUUUGAAGGCGCACAUCCUCAGAGAAAGAGCUCGCAAAAGGCAAGAAAGAGAACAAGAGGUGGAAGAAGAAAGACUUCGCAAGGAGAGAGAAGCCAGAGAGCAGCAAGACGUUAUGACUCUGGGAGAGACCAGAGAGCAGAUUUCACAGUUAGAGACAAAACUGACACAGCUGAAGGAAGAGAAGCAUCAGCUGUUUCUGCAGCUGAAAAAGGUUCUCAAUGAAGAUGAUAACAGGCGCAGACAGAAAGAAAACAAUGAAAUGAUUGCCCUUCAAGCACUACCUCCGAACAUGGUUCACCAACAACUGUACAUUCAACAGCAGCAUCAGCAACCACAUCAACAACAGCCCCAAUCAUCUAGACUGGCUCCCAUGCCACAGCAACAAGCCCCGAUGCAACAGAGUGCUUUCAAGACUACAAAGAGAACCAGAACUCCUAGUCCUCCACCUCAGGUACCAGUUUCUAUGUACCACGGGUACGGGUACAAACCACCAACUGUCGUUACAUCUACCUACCAAGGAUCUCCUCAGAAAGAUGACGGUAGACGUAAUGAAUUAGUUCGAGCAGUGCUGUGGAACAAAACUCCCCAAUAUGGCAAUCAGCCGGGCACAGCUUUCUAUCCAGUGGCUCCUCAAGAAUUGUCCAUCUACUACCCGUUAGCUAGAGAGCCUGCCCGGAACGUAUACGAAACUCCAAGACCCCAAACUUUCCACUUGGAGACGAAGAUGCCUGAACAUUAUACCAUCAGAACUCCUUCUUCACACGGCCACGUGAUACAUCCAAGUUCAAUGGCGAUCAACCAGCAGACACCACCAAAAGGUGGCAGCAUUACCGCAGGAUAUCCAGUUCGUAGCCAGCCACAAUAUCAGCCUGCCCCCCCGCCUACUUCACUCUAUACCGGACAGACUAGGCCUAUGUACCAGUCCUCUGGGGCCCCACUGAAUUAUCCGCCCAGAGAUUGAGGAUGAAGAUAAUAGCCUAUAUUUGUUCAAACAUGGUUGACAUAGUUUCUUAUUCAGUGGUUGAGGUUCGAACUUUUAAUGCCUAAAAGCAUGUCGGAAAAUCGCAAAAUAACGAGUAUAGCAGAGCAGUUAGAUAGAAGGCCUGACUGGUGAACUACGUCAUUGAACAGGAUUCAAAUUAGUCUUUCGCAACAAUGCAGAUGUAUGACUGUCAGCUUUGGGUGAUGAAUGACGCAGUACUUUGUAACAUAUAACGUUUCGUCUACAGAUGCGGUGGAUAAAAAAGAUUAUGGAGUUUCAAGUUUCAUAAACUACGCCUCACGAUUUGAUCUUCACAAACUUUAUUUGA
Molecule: messenger RNA, 1537 nt
Organism: Leptinotarsa decemlineata (Colorado potato beetle)
Lineage: Eukaryota; Metazoa; Arthropoda; Insecta; Coleoptera; Chrysomelidae
Biological process (GO): regulation of transcription by RNA polymerase II
Cellular component (GO): transcription regulator complex
Molecular function (GO): transcription coregulator activity
Source: RefSeq, a predicted model, not a curated record